Oryzias melastigma (Indian medaka) is the source of this 9847-nucleotide messenger RNA. RefSeq names its product NOVA alternative splicing regulator 1 (gene nova1). The transcript is spliced from 4 exons. Gene Ontology annotation, molecular function: mRNA binding. Bases 1409 to 2743 code for a protein of 444 amino acids. Gene Ontology annotation, cellular component: nucleus; cytoplasm. Gene Ontology annotation, biological process: regulation of alternative mRNA splicing, via spliceosome; mRNA splicing, via spliceosome. The record is from RefSeq and is a predicted model, not a curated record. Lineage: Eukaryota; Metazoa; Chordata; Actinopteri; Beloniformes; Adrianichthyidae.
GAAUCCUCAGCCACCCCUGUAAUCACCAGCCCUUUGACUACGUCUGAUAUUGAUCAGGUUAUUCGCUCUGAACUGAUCAUUAACAUGACUGGCAGUUACAACAAAGAGCAGAAAGCCUGCGUGCUCCCAGAGCCCGGAUGUGCCGUAGUAGCCAGAGUCAGAUUCUUUUAUCAGCUUUCUCUGUUCAAAAUGUUCUCCUUCCAAAAGGUUGUGUUGCUAAUGGAAAGGCUGGCAGAGUAAUGUGAGUUUUUCUCCAUUUAUUUAUUUUUUUUUUUUGUAUUUCGGUGGGAAGGACACAGGUGCCCUUGCAGAGCGAUGUGACGUGAGCGGACUGUGAAUUUGCCAGGUGGCAGUGAAAGAGAGGAUGAGAGCGCUGGAGAUGAAGACGGAGCAGAAAGACGGUCUCUGAGAGAGUCCAAAGGGAAGGCGCUCAGAGAAUUUUCUGGAAGGCAGAAAAAGGGGGCUGUAAAUGUUGGGGUUUGAUUUGAGAAUGACACUGAUCUGCAUCCAGGCAAAAGGGGGUCCUGUUUUUAGGCUCCCCUGAAAGCCUGUUUCCAGUUUCACUUAAGUUCCCUCUCGGUCUAAGAUUUAUAGGCGUAGUGAUUGGCUUCAUCACCCCCCUCCACUAUUCUGCGGCACUGCCAUUUGCAAUGGUUGAUGAGCCCCUCCGCCCUCUCAAACAUGGCCGUCUAAGGGAUUGGGGGUGGGGGAAAGGAGAAAGGGAGGCGUACGGCACGCUGUUCCUGAUCACUCCACCUCCUCCAUCAGCUGCUUCUGUGAUCCAUGCACCUUUUCUGCCUCUGCUGAAGGUCGUCGCUUAGCCGUCCUCGUUCGCCGCGCGCCAGCCUCACCUUUCUCACUUUUCGCCACAAAGACUCACUGAAUGGACUGCCAUACUUUAUAGUGCUGCGUCAAAAGAGGCGGAGUGGGGAAGAAAUUCAAUUUUUUGGUACCGGCACCAGGGGAGGUGGGGACGUGACGCGCCGAGAGGAGGACGCAGCCCAUUGGCCGGCGGAGGCAUCAGUCCUGCGCGCUGCUGCAGACAGACAGGCCACUCGAUGAAUAUGGAUGAGAGCAGUGAAAAGGGUGAUGCGGCAGGGAAGACCCCCCCCUUCAAACCGACGCAGGCUUGAACAAUGUGUGCCGUCUUUCACUGAAAACACUCAGAGCCUGCAUUAGCAUUUUCUCAGACAAUUGAGGCUCUGGCCAACUGCAGGCAUGGCUCGGAUGCUGCGGUGAAAUCGCUUUCUCUGCACCCACUGAUGAAUAAGACCUCGGUGAAAAAGGUCGCAUUCCUCAACAGCACCACUGCACCUAUGCCGAGGCUAAUGUUGAGAUCCCCUUCAGAGAUUGCGCCCCGGCAUUGAUGGCGAUCUGACAGAGGACUUUAGCAGCAGCAGAUCUCAGAAUGGAGGAGGGCGAGUACUUCCUGAAGGUGCUGAUCCCCAGCUAUGCGGCAGGCUCUAUAAUUGGCAAGGGGGGCCAGACCAUCGUACAGCUGCAGAAAGAAACUGGUGCCACCAUUAAGCUGUCCAAAUCCAAAGACUUCUACCCAGGUACAACAGAACGAGUCUGUCUGAUACAGGGGACCGUGGAAGCUCUCAACAGUGUGCACAACUUCAUCGCGGAGAAGGUUCGUGAGAUGCCCCAGAGCGCCCAAAAGCCAGAACCCGUCAGCAUACUUCAACCACAGACCACGGUGAAUCCUGACCGCGUCAAACAGGCCAAACUGAUCGUGCCCAACAGCACAGCUGGACUCAUCAUCGGCAAGGGUGGAGCCACAGUCAAAGCGGUGAUGGAGCAGUCAGGGGCAUGGGUGCAGCUCUCCCAGAAGCCAGAGGGCAUCAACCUGCAGGAGCGAGUGGUCACCAUCAGCGGAGAACCUGAGCAGAACCGUAAAGCUGUGGAAAUCAUCGUGCAGAAAAUCCAGGAGGACCCUCAGAGCAGCAGCUGCCUCAACAUUAGCUACUCCAACGUCUCCGGCCCGGUGGCCAACUCCAACCCCACGGGCUCGCCCUACGCAAACACGGCCGAGGUGCUGCCCAACGCAGCUGCGGCCGCCGCCACGGCCUCCAGCCUUCUGGGUCAGGCUGGACUGACAGGGAUGGGGGCCUUUCCUGCCACCAUGUCCAGUUUCUCCGGCAACGACCUGCUGGCCAUCACCUCAGCCCUGAACACCCUGGCCAGCUACGGCUACAACACUAACACCCUGGGCCUGGGCCUCAACCCUGCAGCCGCCUCUGGAGUUCUGGCCGCAGUUGCAGCCAGUGCUAACCCAGCUGCAGCUGCCGCAGCCAACCUGCUAGCCUCCUACGCUAACGAUGCCUCCAGCAGCGCGGGCCACCCGGCCACCGGCCUCGGCGGCUUCUCCUUGGGUUCACUAGCUGCUGCUACCGGGGCUUCCAACGGUUACCUGAAUGCUUCGUCCCCUCUGAUGGCCUCGUCUCUUUUGGCAACAGAGAAGCUGGCAGACGGGGCCAAGGACGUGGUUGAAAUAGCCGUCCCAGAGAAUCUGGUGGGUGCCAUUCUGGGGAAGGGCGGGAAGACGCUGGUAGAGUACCAGGAGCUGACAGGAGCCCGCAUCCAGAUCUCCAAAAAAGGAGAGUUCAUUCCUGGUACUCGGAACCGCAAAGUAACCAUAACAGGGUCGCCAGCCGCUACACAAGCAGCGCAGUAUCUGAUCAGCCAACGGAUCACGUAUGAGCAGGGCGUGCGUGCUACCAACCCACAGAAGGUGGGCUAAGAGAGCAUAGGAGAGCAAGCAAGGAAAGGAUGAAGGCAGAGAUUAAAGGGUAUCGAAAGAGUGGAGUUGUAUAGAAAAAAAAGAAAUGUCCAAAUAUCUGUUCAGUAUUUCAGUAUCAAAUGAGAGAAUACAAAGGAGGCGGUGGGGAGACAACCAAGUGUGUGUGAUAUGUGAGUGUGUUUUUAGGACUGAUGUCCUGAUGUUUUUUAAAGUUUGUGUCAAGUGAUCAGAGUAAGCUGACCUGGUCCACUGCCAAGAUGCAGAUUAACGGGUGAGGCCACAGGGUUUUACUCACCUCCAAAACCUAAUUUCUCUUUAAUUUUCCUUUUCUUGUUUUGUUUUUGUUUUGGUUUUGUUGGCUCUUGUUUCCCUUUCAGACUUUGGCUCCCCAAAACCUGAGUGUCAGAUGAAGAUCCAGCCGGGCUGUCGAGCUGUUUUACAAAGCUUGCUUUCGCAGAAAGCAUUAUCGAGAGGGGAGAGGUUUUAUUACGAGCACCUGAACUCAGCUCCGCCUGUGGGGAAGCAAUCGGACUUUGAUUUAUUAAAAAGAAAAAAGAAAAAAAAAUAAUCAAGAAAAUCUUAUAUAUAUAUGUUGACAUCUGUUGAAUUCUGGCUCAUAUCAUAAUUGACUUUUCUAAAUUUGGGUAUUUUAUAUUUUCAUCCUUUAUUUAUUGACACGGUCUCAUUUAAACACAAAACCUUAUCUAAACCUGUGAAUGCAGGUUGAUCUGAAUGUAAGAACAAUAUUAGCUAUUGCUAUUUUUUUAUUUACAGGGAUCAAAUAUUGUUUUGCAGUGAAAGAAAUGUAUAACUCAAACCCAGUCUGAACGUAACUGUUGCUGCCUGCAGGUACAGUUCAGGGGUUAGUAAUCAAUGUGAGAGGAUAGAGGAGACACAGGAAUGUAUAGAUAUAUUUUACAUAAACACACAGAUAAUGUUCCCAUAAAUGCACAAACACUGAAACGUAUUAGAGAAUUCAGUCACAGCUACAAACACAAAGAAAUAUUUUACCCUUUCUUGGUGCUAUAGCAUUAGGUUUUUCUCUGUCCCAAUAUCUCUGGAGGGAGGCGCGAUGUCCUUCAGCUCACUAAAUUUGACUUCCAUCGAAUAACAAAUAUUCAUUUCAGCAUUUCGGGAUAAAACACCUUGUCGUUACUACUCCAUAACGAGGCUUUCUGCUCACCCCUAACAAUAAAUAAUUACUGGUUUAGUUUCUACGUUUUUUGCGUCUCCCAAGACCCGGAGGUCCACACGGCCCCGAGGCGGCGUCUAACUCGCUGGGUUGGGAACGGAAUCGGAGCACUACAAAAGCAUUUAAGUAGAAAAAACUGUUUGAACCAGUAUCUGUGAUCAAAACGAAACCCGCCUUUAUGUGACGGGCACCAAAUACAGGACAGGAGAUGAAGCUGUCUGUGAGCCAUCCCUCCCAGUUCACAUCCAGACCCAGAGCACUUCUGCUCCCAGAGCUCGCGCUGAGCCUGUAAUAAAACAUGACAGCUUUCACGUUCCUCUGUUUCAUGGAUAACCGUUGUCUCCAGACGUACCUGCACUCCCCUCUGUGCUGCUAUCUUCGGUGUCGUGCACUGAGUCUCUAAAGACUGCACUGUGAGACAUUUAAACACACUGUAAGGCGCUUUCGCAGCCCCACUUGGGGCGUGAAUAGAUUUCAAUUUGCACAUCAAUGUUGCACGCAAGACCUACUUACGCCAGGUUCACACUGGACGCGGAAGCGCAGCGGAGCGGAGUGCGCGCGGCAUCCGCUCUUCCCUGCAGUUCUCACCAGACACGGUCGACAGGCGCUUCUGCUAGAGCUAUUUUUUUGUUUUUCCCAUCAGGGGUAAGUUAAUAACCUAAAAAUAUGACACCAUGUUUCUGCUAAGAAGAAGCUAGCAGUUAGUAGGCAGACACUUCUUUAAUUUAUUUGUUGUUAAGUUAUAUAUAUAUGGUUAUAUUUAAAAAAAUAUACCAGGUUUUCUCAUGUAUCUUAAUGUAACUUCCUGCCUGGAUUGACGCGGAUCGCUCGUGACUCGCGCACAACAUAGACCAGACGCUGAAACAAUCCUCUGCACGGUGUGAGCGUUCCGCGGCUGGUAUGAACUACACCAUAGCUUAACAAGGGCGCUGAGUGGAAGCGGCCGCCAUUCCGUGGCGCUUCCGCAUCCAGUGUGAACCAGACAUAACGCUAGGUUCAGACUGGAAGCGGAAGCACCAUGAAGCGUCAUCCGCUCACUCCUGCAAUUCACACCAGACGUGCAUCGACAGGCUCUUCUGCUAGAGCUUUUUUUGUUUUUGCCGUCAUGACUAAGUUAAUGGCCGAUAUUACCCUGUGUUUCUGCUAAGAAUAAGCUAGUAGUUAGUAGGUCUACACUAUUUAAAUUUAUUUGUUGUUGAGACACAGAGAGAGGAGUGUGUGUUGUGAUUGUUUAUUUUCAUCUCUGCAGUCUGUUUACAUACAAAAACACGAUUGCAUGUGUUAAUCUCUGUGUUUUAUUUUGAAAAAUUGGUUAAAUUAAAAAAAUACCCAAUUUUCUCAUGUACCUUGAUGUAACUUCCUGCCAGAAUUAAAGCGGAUCGCUCUCACACAACAUAGACCAGACGCUGAAACAAUCCUCUGCACGGUGCGAGCCUGCCACAGAGGACCGCGGCGCUCCACGUCUGGUGUGAACUACACCAUAGGUUAACAAGGGCGCCGAAUGGAAGCGGUCUCCGUUCCGCACCGCUUCGCAGCGUUUCCGCGUCCAGUGUGAACCAGGCGUAAUACUGACAGAGGGGACAACUGUACACAACGCGCAAACGCCUUCUGAUGUCUCUGUUCGACAACACACCACACAUAACCCUUGUGCUCUCUUAUAGGGUCCAGAUGACCCACCCUUAUGUUGAUGUGUGAUCCCUCCCAUGACAGAGGUGGACAGGAUUUUAUGUCUGUCGUGGACAUCAGUGAAGAUAAAAAAUCCUUGAAAAAAAAGUUCAACACGUCGUUUUAUGAGGUCCAGAUGACCCCACUUUAAUGUAGACAUGUCUAGGAUAGCACAAGGGUUACAUGAGUGGACGUUUACCAACCAGCAGACUAGUUGUCGAAUCCUCCCUCGUCUCUAAGAUCAGCCCGAAGCCGAGGGUUGGUGCUGCUUGACAGGGUCGGAGAACAUCCGAUUCAUCAGGAUGUGGAAGCGAUAGAAGCAUCCCUGAACAUGUUUUCACCGCCGUCCAUAACUCCAAUCUGGCCACCAGUGAAAUUACGGAACCUUUGACUGCCCAGGAUUUUUGCAUAUUAAGAUACAAGCACAAAACGAAGGCAUGUUUUAUCAAUGCAACUGGACUGCUUUUUUCCCAGAGCUCUGACUGACGCUCGCAGUUUGCGUUCUUCAUUAACUUUCCUCUUUCUCUCAGCAUUUCGGUCCUCUCCAUGUUCUGUCUGUGCGUCUUCCCGCUGCGUGCUCUCCCCCCUUUCUCCUGUCUUGUCGUCUCAUGGGCGGGGCGUCGGCUGUGCUGGGUGCAUUGUGGGUCGGGAAAUGAAAAUAUUCUCCUUGCCCGAAGAGUUCACAAGGUUAAGACGCACAGAACACCUGCCUUCAAAACUGUGACACCCACCGAGAUCAACCAGCAGCGUAUCCGGAGAACAGGUCCGGUUUCGACGGGUUUAGCCUUUUCAAAGAAGCGUCUUUUUUUCUUUUCUUUUUUAAGAAUAUAUUACGUGAGGAAGGCAAAUCUUGGUUGGACAAACAAUGACGUGACGGCACAGCUCAAGCUUCAGCCUCUUUAGAAAGCAUAGUUUGGACAGAACGCAUACAAUAUGGAGCGAUUACCAUGGAAACUUGUUUGUGACCUCAAAGUGAAACAACAUCCUUUAUGCAUAUGCUGUUAUCUGAAAAUGACUAGAAAUCCUUUCUGUGGAAUACAAUAUGUCAUGUCAUAUGAUCUAUAUGUACUUUAUCGUAGCUAUUCUAGUUUGUAGUCCAAAUGCAGUUCAGCGUUGUCGAUCCAAUGUGAAACUCUGUUAUAUUUGUGCGGAUGGUGGGAGUUCUGGCAAAGCCUGAGUAAGAUUAGCUUCGCGAUUUGUUUGUGCAUUUUGAUGCUUCAUCAUCGGCCGGUGGUGUCCAUAUUCCUGUCACUGAUGAUUUAGUUUGACAGUAAGAAAAUGUAAAGAAUAUUGGAAGCAAUAUAGUAGCAUGUUGUCCUGUUUUGUGUUUUAUGUCUGUUGUAUGAACCUUUGAAAUUACUAAGAUUUUGAAUGAAUAGGUUUACAUGUACUUUUGUAAGUUAUGAAAAUGCUGCUAUUUGAUAAGUAAACUAUACAAAAUAUUUUAGUUUAAAAAGAUGUCUGGUCCGUGGAUUUAGAGACGUGCUCCGGGAGGCCGGGGCAGACAACCAGGUGUAAAGAGAACUAUACGGUGUUCGGUAAGAUAAAGGUCAAAGUAAUAAUAGACUCUGUAGUACGAAUUGUGCCAAACUAGACCUCUGCAGCUUCUGAAAUCAUAGAUGUGCGAUCAAAUGUUAGAUAUCAAUAACUUGUUUAGAAGUGCUGAUCAAGUGCCAAUCCAACAUUGUCAUUUAAGUUAAGAAAAGAUAAUCAAACAAAGGACAAAGAACUCUCUGUGCAUCGUUUUAUCCCAUAGCUACAUAGAGUAAGAGUUAAAGGUUGUGAUUUCUAUGGAUCCACGUUGUUUUACACUCCACGCAUUUUUCCGUGUGUUCGUUUGACCUGUGGCUUCAGUACUGCUGUUUUCCCACAAUUGUCUCUAUAGGCCAGCAUGGACUAAGCAUAACAUGUUAUAGGCAUUCAUAACACAGCCAUUAACAAUCAAAAAUGUGUUUGUGGAGUUAGAUGUUAUCUUUUUGCACGUCUUCUAUUGCAUGGUAAAUUAUGGAGGAAAAAAGGUAAUUAAAAAAAAAAAAACCUGCGAGUGUCUCGCAAACAUUCAAGGACAUAACACUGCAUGCAGUCAGGUGUAAAGCUCUUCAGUUUCCUCGCCUCAUGUGGAAAAACCUUUCUUUAUGUCGUGAGUUGGGAGGGAGGGAGCUCAUUGUUGUCAUGUUGGCCCAAAAACAGAAAAAAAAAAAAAAAAGAGAGCCGCCGUCUCUCAUCCGCCCAUCCGUCCCGCCGUCAUCAGAGAUCUGAUUCACACUCACGUGAGACGUGAACAUACCGACCGGCUCCUUGUGGUUCUGGAUAUCAGGCCUGCAUUUCUUUGACAAACAGGUUGAACCUCACUUAUACUUUGUUUUGUGUUUUUUUUUUAACAAAACUUCAAAGCCCAGAUCUACUCUAUGAAUGUACUCACGCUUUCUCUGUUUGAUCUUCUGUUUUUGAUCUGUCUUCAGUGAAAUUCAGGGCAGGAAUGUUAACUUCAUGUCAAGUGAGUAUCUGUGUCGAUGACAUACUUCACCUGCAGUCAGGUAGGCCUCCUACGGCCGCACUCAUAAAGCAGAUCUGUUCAAGGAACUUCCGAUUCGCUGUCAACACAAUAUUGUGUGUUUGUUGUUGUAUAAAUGCACUUUACUGAUCAGAGGGUCAUACUGGGUGUGAAAUGACGCAAACUGUUUUACAGCUGCUCUGUUCGGAGUUGUUUUCUUUCUUUCUGCCUUUCUUUGUUGUUUGCUCUGAGGCUGCUUUUAUUUAUUUAUGUAUUCCCUGAACCUGUUGGGUAUCAUGAGUGAUGGAAAGGGCUGGAUUCUCAGACUAACUAGAAGAGUAGCACCUGUUCCCCUCUCCAAGGCUUCUCCGUCACAUUCCCAGCAGCAGAGGUCUGCGUCAAUCACCGAGCGCUUUGUUUGCAGCAUUCACCUCCGUCCUCUUGCUUUCAAAGAUCCAAAAUUAGAAGUGUUAUUAUUUUUCCAGCUGAUCAGGAUGACAUUAGAAUCACAACGGACAGGCAAAGUGACGAAGGCUUCUGCCUCCUCGUCGCCACGAGAAGCUCCGGGGGUGAAGGGACUUUGUUUUGAGUCGUCUCUCCACAAGUUUCCUGCAGGACCAUUCCAAAAAAAUUAUCCUGAUUUUACGAUAUCCUGGACAAUUCACCAAAAGAGGCCAGGACUGCUCUGAAUGCUACAAACUGGUGAAAGCUGCUCUCUUUAAGCCAGUUCUCGCCUCUUCCACAGCCUGCACAACGCCACAGUCUGAUCCACAGGAUCUGCUCCCCACAACACACAAGGCCAUCGUCGUCUCUGUUCGCUGAACCUCCCAUGAACUUUGUUGACCUUUUUCCAUCCCCACUAACUUCUAUUUGUACAUGUUGAAGCUUCUACUGUCAAACUCUGCAAGACUGUUCUUUUGGGUUCCGGUUAUCUGGACUGGUCUGCAAGCUGCUGGAAUGCAAACUGAGGAUGGCUUGUUGGUUCUCAUACUUUUUUCCAGUUUGUUGUUGAUCUCUACUCGUUCCAUUACAGAACAAAAUGGACUGACAGCAUACGAUCCGGUAUUGAGGCAAAGGGAUGUUUUGUUGAUUGGGUAGAUUUCUUCAUUCAAAACCAACGGUUGCUUUCUAUCAUUUGUUACAAACCAUCAAAGGGCUUUCAGGGAGAACAUUUCUGUGUUUUGAAACUGGAAGAGUCCUUUGAACAUGUUUAGGAAUGAAAAACGCCUUCUUGUGCCAUUUUUUUGAAAAAGUGUCAAAACUUUUAGCGGCAAGCGUUUGCCAGUAAAAGUGCCAAAUAAUUCUUCGCUGAGCCAGCCUGCGUACAUGUAGGAAGACCGGGAUGGUUCUGUCCCGCUUUGAGUCCCCCUUGAAAAACAUCCGGCCUUUUUGAGCUCAUGUUCCACCAUUGUUAUGCUGCCAGUCUGUUUUCUGCCUCUGUCAGAAACAUCUCAGAAGCAGUAAAUAUUUUCUAAACGAUGUUACAAAGAAAACAGUCACUGUGGUGAGGGAAUGAGAGGACUUCAUUGUUCUUAUCGCUUUAUUUGAACAUUAUUCAUUAAUAAAUUUAACGGUAAUGACUAUUUAAUGUAACUGUAGUACUGUGUUUGUAAAAGAAAUUCAGUGAGUUGUGUUUUAUGACUCGUGGACUACCAGUGAAGUCAGCAUUUCAGUGUCAAUAAUUGAAUUGUUUUUUAAAGAUUAUUUUUGCGACGGCAACAAAGAGUCAUUAUAAAUGUUCAUUUUAACAUCA